AUGCAGAAUCGAAUGGCAAUACUACUCUGUAACUUGAAGCCUGCAAAGAUGAGAGGGGUAGUAUCUCAAGCAAUGGUGAUGUGUGCCAGCUCCCCAGAAAAAGUGGAAAUUCUGACUCCCCCACCCGGGGCAGUACCUGGAGAUAGAAUCACUUUUGAUGGUUUUCCUGGAGAUCCUGAGAAGGAACUUAAUCCCAAGAAGAAGAUUUGGGAGCAAAUCCAACCUGAUCUUCAUACCAGUGACCAGUGUGUUGCUACAUACAAAGGAGUUCCAUUUGAAGUGAAAGGGAAAGGAGUCUGCAGGGCAGAGACCAUGGCAAACAGUGGAAUUAAAUAA
Messenger RNA from Nestor notabilis (Kea), 336 nucleotides. RefSeq names its product aminoacyl tRNA synthase complex-interacting multifunctional protein 1-like. The transcript has 2 exons. Gene Ontology annotation, molecular function: tRNA binding. Bases 1 to 336 code for a protein of 111 amino acids. The record is from RefSeq and is a predicted model, not a curated record. NCBI's taxonomy places the organism in Eukaryota, Metazoa, Chordata, Aves, Psittaciformes, Psittacidae.